GUGAGGGUAAUUUAAAACUUCAUAAUGAAUGUGGCGUAACACAACCCAUUAGCAUGACAAAAUAUGGGCCAAACAUGUUCUUUUCUUCAAUCUAGCCCAAUAAUAAACCACAAUAGCAAAAGAAAAAAAAUUUAAAAUAAAAAUAAAAAUUAAAAAAUAAAGUGGUCUUCUUCUUUGUUUUCACCUAAGCUCUGUUCUACAGAGAGAUCUGCACCAACUCCAUUUCUCUCUCUCUCACACACAUCACUGCACAUCUCUCUUCAAACUCCCAGCACUCCACAUCCAUCUCUCCACCUCAGAUCUCAUCUUCCCCCCACCAACAACAACUCCAAUUCCUUUCCCUUCACUCCUCACCUCUAAAUCUCACUGAAACCAAUCCACCUUCUCACUCUCCACAUUCACAACCCUAAAUGCCACAAACAACCACCGCAAUCACAAUCUCUCUCUUCACAACAAACACAAAUGGUCUUCGGCAAAACCUCCGGCGGCAAAGGCAACCUCCGUGUCUCAUCUUCUCUCCAAGAUCUCACCUCCUACCGCCACCUAGAUCCCAAAUAUUCAAUCCCAACCAUCAAUUCAAUCCAUCAACAACAACAGCAACAGCUUCCGAAUUUAUCUUUCUCAAAAACCAAACCAACUCAAACACUAAGCCCGGCCCGUAAAAAAUGGGCCAGGCCCAUUACACUCACCUUAUGCUUCUUCAUCUUCCUCAUUCUCAUCAUCUACGCAAUUUCAUCACUUUACUCUCACUACCACGCUUCAGGUAAAUACUACGUCGUUUUGGAUUGUGGUAGCACCGGAACUCGUGUUUACGUUUACAAAGCUGAAGCUCAAAUUCAACAAACUAAACAAGAUACUUCUUUUCCGAUUUCUGUAACUUCGUUAAGAAACGGUUUGCAGAAAAAACGCGGUUCGCAGAGUGGUCGUGCUUAUGACCGAAUGGAAACUGAACCGGGUCUUGAUAAACUGGUUCAUAAUGUAACUGGUUUGAAAACUGCUUUGAAACCGCUUCUUAAAUGGGCUAUGAAACAGAUUCCGGAAGGUUCUCAUAAAAGCACUUCGCUUUUUCUUUAUGCUACUGCUGGUGUUAGGAGACUUCCAUUUGAGGAUUCCAAAUGGUUGCUUGAGAAUGCUUGGAAUGUUCUUAAAGCUUCUUCUUUUGUUUGUAGGAAAGAGUGGGUUAAGAUUAUUACUGGGACUGAAGAAGCUUAUUUUGGGUGGAUUGCUUUGAAUUAUGAUAAUGGCGUUUUGGGUGUUAAACCUAGGAAACCUACUUUUGGUGCACUUGAUUUAGGUGGUUCUUCUUUGCAGGUUACUUUUGAAAGUGAUAAAAGUUUGAAUAGUGAAACUAGUUUGUAUGUUAAGAUUGGUUCGGUUAAUCAUCAUUUAACGGCUUAUUCUUUGGCGGGGUAUGGGCUUAAUGAAGCUUUUGAUAAAUCGGUUGCUUAUGUUUUUAAGAAAGAGAAAGUCGGUUUAGGUGGAACGGUGAAACAUCCGUGUUUGCAAACUGGGUAUAAGAAUCAAUAUACGUGUUCUCGUUGUUCGUCUGGUGAGAGAGAAAGGGAAGGGGAGAGUCCUAAAGUUAAUGGGAGUGAGAGUGUUGUUGGUGGUGGAAAAGGUGAGUUCAAAACUUCGGUGACACUUGUUGGUGCGCCAAAUUGGCAAGAAUGUAGUGCGAUUGGUAAGGUUGCUGUUAAUUUCUCUGAAUGGUCUGAUGUUGGUCAGGGUCUUGAUUGCGAAGUCAGUCCGUGUGCUUUGCGUGAGAAUCUCCCUCGCCCGUUAGGUCAUUUUUACGUGAUUUCUGGAUUUUUCGUGGUGUAUAGGUUUUUUAAUUUGACUUCUGAGGCUACUAUUGAUGAUGUGUUGGAAAAGGGUAGGGAGUUUUGUGGUAAAAAAUGGGAUGUUGCAAAGAAAAGUGUUGCUCCACAGCCGUUUAUUGAACAAUAUUGUUUCAGGGCCCCUUAUGUUGCUUCUUUGCUGAGAGAGGGCUUGCAUAUUACUGAUAGACAUAUAACUGUUGGUUCUGGAGGUAUCACUUGGACACUUGGGGUGGCUUUGUUGGCAGCUGGGAAAUCUUAUUCGACCAGAUUCGGGCUUCGUGGAUUUGACUUGGUUAAGAUGAAGACGAAUCCUCUGAUUCUGAUUCCUAUUUUGUUACUUUCUCUCAUUCUUUUAUGUUGCGCUUUAUCAUGUGUCCUCAAAUGGGUUCCGAGAUUUUUCCGGAGGCAAUAUCUUCCCCUUUUCAGGCAUAACAAUGGGUCCAGUGCAUCUGUUCUUAAUAUCCCGUCUCCUUUAUGGUUCAAGAGCUGGAGUCCAAUUAUUUCUGGAGAGUCAAGAAUAAAGACACCACUCAGCCCAACAAUUGCAGGUUCACAAGAUAGACCAUUUGGCCUGGGACACGGUCCUGGUGAUAACAGUGGAGGCAUCCAGAUGAUAGAAUCUUCCUUUUACCCAGCAGCUAGUAGUGUCUCACACAGUUAUUCCUCUUCCAAUUUAGGGCAGAUGCCAUUUGAUAGUAGUAAUAUAGGGACAUUCUGGUCGCCCCACAGAAGUCAGAUGCGACUGCAGAGCAGAAGAUCACAAUCUCGAGAAGACUUGAAUUCGUCAGUGGCUGAUCCGCACAUGGUGAAGGUUUAGGGCAUCAUCAUCUGGACUUCGGCCAAUCAAUUGAGACUGCCGAAGAUGAAAAUUUUCUGGGCAUUGCCUGAACAUCUUGUCAUUGUAAUGUCAUCAAUAAUGAUUCUUUUUCAUCGAAGAAUAUUUUGGGGUCCAUACUAUGUGUUAUUUUUUCUCUGAAGAUUCACUGCAAAUUGUAAAGGAUUUCUACAUGUCCAGCAUUUCGGUUAAUGUCAUGGAGAUGACCGCGGAGGCUAAAGAAGAGCCAGCAAAAAUGUUUAAUAACAAACUAAUUUGCUUCUCUGGAUCUCGCUUCCUUGCACGAACGUGCGAGCACUCUUGGCCCAUCGUUCAUUACCACACUCCUGUAGUGGCUAGCUACUGAUGUCUCCAUGUUCUGCCUCGACUGUACAGUUUUCUGCUGGUGACGACUGUAAGCCUUCACAGCAUCCAAGAUCAUCGAGCAUGAGAAGCUCAUCAAACUGCAAUGAAAAGAUCAAUUAAUCUGUGACUUUGUUUCUAUACUAUUUUUUUGACUAAUUAAACCACCAUUACUUACUAUAUAGAAUAUCCCAUUGUUUCAAAAGUGAAUGAUGACUGGGAAAAAUACUUGGAAAACAUAAACAACUUGGGAGAAUUUGUAAUUGUUACAUAGUAUAAUACUACAAUGCUCGCAUCUUAUACAUCAAA
Molecule: messenger RNA, 3306 nt
Organism: Lathyrus oleraceus (garden pea)
Lineage: Eukaryota; Viridiplantae; Streptophyta; Magnoliopsida; Fabales; Fabaceae
Product: probable apyrase 7
Exons: 3
Coding region: 463-2637 (724 amino acids)
Biological process (GO): nucleoside diphosphate catabolic process
Cellular component (GO): membrane
Molecular function (GO): nucleoside diphosphate phosphatase activity
Source: RefSeq, a predicted model, not a curated record